CCCCCCCCCCCCCCCCCCCUCUCUACCUGUUGCUCCUCUUCUUGUCUCAGCGCGCGCAGGAUCGCCUCAGUUCUUCUCUCAUGGAUCAGCGCUGCGCUUCUGACUUCAGACUGGAGUAACUUUCUUCUUCUUCUUCAUCAUCAUCAUCAUCAGUGACAGUCUCACCGAUGGAGGACAAAACACAAGAAGUGAAAGAUUCUCCGUUCUCCAUCAAGAACCUGCUGAACAAACCCGACAAACCCAGAGUUCACAUGAAUCUCCCGGAUCUCAGCUUCCUGCGGCUCGCCCCCUGGAGCUGCGCGAGCGGACACCCGAACACACCCGCGGCAGCGGGUCGAACCAGAGAAGCGGAGGACCCGGAUCCUAAAGAGGAGGAUGAGGAGGUUCUUCUGGAGGACUCGGACUCAGACGAGCAGAAGAAACUCUGUCGCAAGAAGAAGACCAGGACCGUGUUUUCCCGCGCGCAGGUGUUCCAGCUGGAGUCCACCUUCGACCUGAAGCGCUACCUGAGCAGCUCGGAGCGCGCGGGGCUCGCGGCGGCGCUGCACCUGACCGAGACACAGGUCAAGAUCUGGUUCCAGAACCGCAGGAACAAGUGGAAGAGACAGAUCGCCGCCGAGCUCGAGGCCGCGAACCUCAGUCACGCGCAGAGGAUCGUGCGCGUGCCCAUCCUGUACCACGAGCACGCGGAGAGCGCGCGCGCCGCGGGUCUGACCUUCACGCGCGCACUUUAUUACCCGCAUUCGCUGAUCAGACCCGUGUGAGGCUCGAACCUGGUGCCGCGGCGCAGCGGUACGAGAGACUCAACCGGAACUAACUAACUAACCCAUGAGAGAGUUCAUCAUCUGAUCCAGGAGUUAAACUCUGUCAGGACCGAGCUAAAAACAGAAAGUUCGCCUCACAUAUUUUUAUUUUUAUUAUUUUAUUUUAAAUCUCGCUUUGUUGAGGAAGAGCACUUGGUUCAGCAAACGAUAGCUGCAGCUGUAUAUUAUUAUUAUUAUUAUUAUUAUUAUUAUUAUUAUUAUUAUUGUUGUUUUCCCAUAUCUCUCGUUUCAUUUGAAAUGCCGCAGUAAAGUGAAUCAGUCUCGGUUCUUGUGUUUCAUAAAUUUCCGUAAAAUAAGGAAAUGCUGGAAAAACAAUUUUUUAUUUUUAUUUUUUAUUUUUUAUAUAUACAUGCAUUCACAUUUCAGAACCCCCCAGUAUUGCUCUGAAUUUAAUUGUUAUUGACUUUAUUUCUCAGUCUGAAUGUUCACAUGCACUCGUAAAUAUAUAUAUUUUAUUGUCUGAGGAACGCUUGAAAAUGUUGAAAUUAUGAACCAUGUUUGUGAAAUAAUCGGUGAAUUUGUCUGGGGUUUUAGAGGAUUUUUAUAUGAUCAUGAAUAAAUGUUCAUUGUUGAAUGUGUUUGUGAUUCUAAAGAUGUGACUUAAUAAAGCGCUUCUAUUAUAAUUAUGAGCUCUUGUCAUCAACAUAAGUUUAUUUUAUUUUAUAUUAAUUUAUUAUCUCAUUAUUUAUCUUUAAGAUAAUAUAGACAAUAGAGAAUAGAAAUCAGUGUUUUUAUGAAAGCGUGGAUGUUAUUUUGACAUUACUGCUAAAAUCAUAUUAUAAUCUAAAUUAAAACAUGUAAUUAUGGUUCUGUCAAAGAACUUCAGUCAUACACCGCGUUCAAUAACAUUUAUGUUGCUGGUGCCAAAUAAAAUCUGAUGUUUGUAAGGAGAAGAAGAAAAAUGUUUAUUAUUUAUUUUUAUUUUUUUUUUUUCCUUGCCCAGGGACCACAUGUAAAUUAGCUUUGCUGCUAACUCUGGUACAGGGCUUGAACUGUGCACGGUCCCUGUCAAAUAAACAUAUAGCCUAUAUAUAUAUAUAUUAGUUUGAUUUACUGCGCAUUUAUUUGAAGUUAAAUAUUAGAGCAGCUUCACAUCGGGCUCUUUCAGAUGUCUUCUGAAAACUCAUCUUUUCCAGGGCUUGUUUUAUUUAGUGACACUUCGUAUUUUAGUGUUGUGUGGUCCGUGGUCUCUGAGCUGUAUAAUAUUGGUGUGUAGACUAAUGUAUGGGUUUUUCUGUGUGUACAUGUUUUAAAAGAUGUAACG
Carassius gibelio (silver crucian carp) is the source of this 2088-nucleotide messenger RNA. RefSeq names its product H6 family homeobox 3b (gene hmx3b). The coding region runs from base 168 to 764 and encodes 198 amino acids. The record is from RefSeq and is a predicted model, not a curated record. Gene Ontology annotation, biological process: regulation of transcription by RNA polymerase II. Gene Ontology annotation, molecular function: DNA-binding transcription factor activity, RNA polymerase II-specific; RNA polymerase II transcription regulatory region sequence-specific DNA binding. Gene Ontology annotation, cellular component: nucleus. NCBI's taxonomy places the organism in Eukaryota, Metazoa, Chordata, Actinopteri, Cypriniformes, Cyprinidae. The transcript is spliced from 2 exons.